Messenger RNA from Melitaea cinxia (Glanville fritillary), 1112 nucleotides. RefSeq names its product lymphocyte expansion molecule-like. Bases 1 to 1068 code for a protein of 355 amino acids. The transcript has a single exon. The record is from RefSeq and is a predicted model, not a curated record. NCBI's taxonomy places the organism in Eukaryota, Metazoa, Arthropoda, Insecta, Lepidoptera, Nymphalidae.
AUGGUAACAAUCCCAAAAAAUAAAGCGCCAUUUGGUUCUUAUGUAAAACGAUUUGGGAAUAAUACUGCACAUCCUGGCUUAGACUCGAGCGGUUUUUAUUCGAAAAGACAAGAUGGUUGUGAUCCUUGCCUUUAUAGUCCAAACCCCAUUAGUGAAGUUUUUAGAAUCAAUAGAAAUAGAAUAAACAAUAAAGAUCCGUGGAGAUAUAAAGCUGAAUUGGAAGAUUGGUCCAAAAAUUUAGGCUAUAGAAAUCAAAAAGCUUUAGUAAGAAGGAAAUGGUUCAAGUCGAUUCUUGGCCCUGCUUGGCACGAAAUAUCGGAAAGUCCAAAAUACGAACCUGCCUGCAAAAAUUUAGGUUUUGGCAGGGUCUCUCGCAAUAGAUUAACGACUAAUAAUAUACCAGGACCUGGCACGUAUUAUAAAUGUGAACCUUUCAAAGCACCUCAUGGAUCACAUUCGGUAAAACCAACUUUUGAAAGAGAAGAACCAUGCAGAUUUAAAGAUACUUGCAAAAAAUGGUCUUUAGCACCAAAUCGUUACAAUAUAAUAGAUCAAGAAUCGAUCGAAUUAAAAACAAAAAAAGUAGUAUCUUUGCGAGGACCAUACGACAUCUUUACUGGAAAACGUGAUGAAAGUACAAUCAAGAAUCAUUUUUCCACAUCUCUAAGGUGCUCUGCUGCUACUUGGCCUAUUGCACUCGGAAGCACAUUAAAUAAAUAUAAAAACUCUCACAUGGGGGUAAUGAACAAAACGAACCGAAACGUUCCUUAUAGAGGUCGCAACACAUUAGUAGAUAUGUCAAUGUGUAUACGUAAAGCAGAAGAUCCAGGCCCAGCUCAUUAUAAUACUAGAAAAUUUGUAACAUUUAAACAGAAUAAAUAUGGUUUUAAUAACAGCUAUGACAAGCCGCCUGGAUACAUACGUGUUGUUGUAUGGCCAGCCGUCGGAAGAUACAAUAUCAAAAACAUUUCUUGUGGAAUAUUCGGCCAAGGACACCGACACGUUUUUCUCAGUAAACGAAAAAGAACUAUUGGUGCUAUUUUACCUGAACCUAUGAAUACCUUUUAAAAAUGUAAACAAAAAAUCUGUAUUACACAUACACUAACUUUUUA